Molecule: messenger RNA, 2313 nt
Organism: Botrytis cinerea B05.10
Lineage: Eukaryota; Fungi; Ascomycota; Leotiomycetes; Helotiales; Sclerotiniaceae
Exons: 1
Coding region: 949-1917 (322 amino acids)
Biological process (GO): glucan catabolic process
Molecular function (GO): hydrolase activity, hydrolyzing O-glycosyl compounds
Source: RefSeq, a predicted model, not a curated record
GAUUUUUGACAUGAAUAAAGAGUCCUUACUGGCUGCGCCAUCCAUCUCCCUAUUCCCCUGUCACAACAAUGUUUCUCGAAUCUUGAGCUAAAUCCCACACUUCAGAUCAAAUCAUCCCAGUGGAUCCUGGCUUGCCUGGGGAGAGGGAAUCUCGCUCGCUAUGAGAGUGAUCCAUCUAGUGUGUUCCAUGCCAAUCUUCAUCAUCCACUGAAUCCUCCAUCGGUUUCUCGCUCGCACAUACAUGCCCUUUUCACUCACACCUCUACAGUCUACCCCUCUCUGCUCCUAUAAGUGUCCAGGAUGGCCUGGUACAUUGACCACCUAGUUCUCGAAGCUUACCCCCCUGCUAUGAAGUCUACAGGGCAUUGACUAUCUACGGAAACGCCAUGAAAGAACUGAACUGUUUGGGACAAAGAGCUCUAGAGACAUUGAAGGAGAAUCCUUCACAUGCGUGCUUUUCUUAUAAUAUCUCUUACCCUCUUUCUUCAGUCGAAGAGCUUUCGCGUCGCUUUGUCAAAUUUCAAGCAUUCAGCAUCACCGUCACUCCUUACGCGGUGUAUUUUCGUUCUAUUUCUGUCAUCUUUGUUCUUGUAUUCUUUACCUCACCUUUGACAAUUGUGUGGCUUAUCUGAUAAUUUCCAUCUAUUCACUAAAAACUUUGUUGAACAGCAACCUUUCUUUGUGCAGUCAUUGUCGAGUCACAAUAUACGACAAAAGCUAUUGUCUUCGUGCCUCACAAUAACAUAAAGCAAGAACAAUUGCAAUACAAACUCAGGGGUUUCGUUAUAAUUCAUGAUAUCCGUUUGAUUCAAAAGCAUUUCAGAAAUCACGUUCAGAUAUUCUACAAACCACUUCAAUACUUCCAUUCACAAUUCCACAAAUUUAACCUUUCAAGUUUUUUUUUUGGAACAACCACACGAAGUACAGUCAAUCUUUACAAACGCAAUCAUGCCUUCAGCUCAAGUCUUCAGUCGUAUCGGAGCUGCGUUGAUUCUCGCUGCCGGCAGCGUGAAUGCCGCAUACACUCUUGCCGAUUCAUAUGACCACACAAACUUCUUCUCGGAGUUCAGCUUCUUCUCUGGCGCUGACCCAACCAACGGUCUUGUCGCAUAUCAGAGCGCUUCAUCUGCCAACAAAACUGCACUUGCUGGGUAUACCAACAACGCUGGUGUCAAUUCUGUCUAUCUCGGAGUAGAUCACACCACCUCACUCUCAGGAGCUGCCGGAAGAGCUUCAACUCGUGUUAGCUCAAACAAAGCAUACACACAUGGCCUGUUCAUUGCCGAUAUUGCCCAUAUGCCAGAGGGAUGCGGAACUUGGCCUGCUCUUUGGAGCUUCGGGCCCUCGUGGCCUACGAAUGGAGAAAUCGACGUGAUUGAAGGAGUCAAUGCCGGAACUACAAAUCAAAUGACUCUUCAUACCUCGCAAGGGUGUGUCAUGAGCAACAGCGGAUCCGAUACUGGGACAACUCUCGUUGGUUCAGAUUGCAACGCAGGAGGCGGAAAUACAGGUUGUGGCCAAACAGUCAAAAACACAGCAACCUAUGGUCCAGCCUUUAACGCAGCGGGAGGUGGGGUCUAUGCUUGGGAAUGGACAUCGUCCUACAUUGCCAUCUACUUCUUCUCCCGUACAGCUAUCCCAGCAAACAUUCAGUCUGGCAAGCCAGAUCCCGCCGCUUGGGGAAAGCCGAUUGCUAAAUUCUCUGGCAGCGGUUGCAAUAUCGACAGUCAUUUCAAAUCGCACAACAUCAUUCUCGACACCACAUUCUGCGGAGAUUGGGCUGGGCAAGUUUGGUCAAGUGGUGGUUGCGCAGCUAGUACCAAAGCUGCCACCUGCAAUGCUUAUGUUUCUUCCAAUCCAACUGCAUUUAAGAAUGCUUACUGGAUCAUCAACUCGAUCAAGGUCUUCUCAAGCUAAGCUGCCAAGGAAGACGUCACUCCUAUGGCAUCCGAGUUAUGGAGAAGUUGAUACCUCGGAGAUGCUCUUUUUCUAAUUCAAUCGUUUCUUUCUUUUCAAUUUUACACUUUGAUACUUGUCCCUUUUACACUUCACACUAUGUUUUCAUGAAUAUACCAUGUACUUUAGCUUGCAUUGAUAGAUUCUCUGGCGUUUAGCAAGGAAAUACCACAAUUUCAUUUGCACCUUUGGCAGUUUUGGCAAUCACAUGUAUGUAUGAGGCGUAAGGGCGUUUUGGCUCAAAAUUACCUACGGGAUUGAUAAAUGGUUUACUCAAGAUACCUAUCGAAAUUGGAGGAUACCUUUUUUUACGUACAUGCAUGGUAGAAUAUAUAUAUGUAUACCACUAUUAGCACA